AUGAAAGAAUAUUUAAUUAAGUAAGAUGAAUGGUGUGGUGCUAUUGCUUUUAACAAAGAUUCCUCAAUAUUGGUAGCUGGAUGUAAUAAGGAUAUUAAAGUAUUUCAAUAUAUAUAAGGGAAACUGAAUUAAGUAUAAUUGUUAAGUGAGCAUACUGAUUAUGUACAUACUUUAAAUGUUAUGAAAAAAUACAAAUAAUUUGGUAUCUGGAAGUGA
This is a messenger RNA of Paramecium primaurelia, 216 nucleotides long. The record is from the annotation of a GenBank genome assembly. NCBI's taxonomy places the organism in Eukaryota, Ciliophora, Oligohymenophorea, Peniculida, Parameciidae.